AUGCCCAGUGUACCCGCUGCAAGAAGUUCCUACGCCAGUCAUCUGGAUCAUGGCGAUGCAGCGAAGGUCAAGGAGAGGGUGUCAAGUGGAGGAGGAGGAGGAGGAGGAGGACGAGGACGAGGAGGAGGAGGAGGAGGAGGAAAUGGGUUAUCAUAUGAGAGCGUCAUCCUUGGAAGGAAGACGAGGAAUCAGGCAACGGUGAAGAAAGAGAAGAAGAGCGAGAAUCCAGCUGUUGAGGCGAAGAGCAAGGAGACGCUGCAGAGCUACCUAUCUGUCCUCGCCGAGAGGAACGGGGUCGAUAGGAACGAGGGCGAUGGGGACGAGACAGGGGCAGGUGACAGGAUGGCCCUGGAGGAUUUCCUCCGUCCAGAGGGGCGGAAAGAAGAGGUGGCGACGAAACGCAAGAGCUCGAGGCCAACUUUUAAGUUUCAUGAGGUAAACGUUUCUCCAAGGCAGACAGUGGCUUACUCGCUGCAGAUUGCUAGCUGCGAUCAAAAUGAUCCUCAUGGAGACGAGGACGGUAUCACCAGUAUCCGUGAGGAGAUUCAUUGCCUGCUCAUGUCCGGGAAAUGCCCUUCGCCUCACUGCUUCGGUCAAAUGCUGAAGCGGAUUCUUGACACUGAGCGAGUCUCGUCAAGUCUGGUAAGCUACGUAGGAGGAGCAGGAGCAGGAGCAGGAGCAGGAGCAGGGGCAGGAGCAGGGGCAGGAGCAGGGGCAGGAGCAGGGGCAGGAGCAGGAGCAGGAGUAGGAGCAGGAGUAGGAGCAGGCGCAAGUGCAGGAGCAGGAGCAGGUGGUAGUACUUUAAUAGAACGAGGACGAGUAGAAGGAGGAGCUGGAGCAGAAAGAUUGGCUAGGGAGUGGUACUCGAGCCUGGUCCGCUGCCUUCAGUUCUACUCCAACCGCUCGGAAGGGACUUGCGAGUCUUUUCAAGUUGAAGGCCAGGAGCUGUUGAAAAUGUUUCAAGACGGCUGCAAGCAGCUGCAGGAGAUGUUCUCCAACAGAAGUCAGACGCAGAAUAGGAUUGGUCAGAGCCUGAUCAAUGGGAGGAAGCGUAAACGUGACCAACAGAAUGACUUCGCCCAUCGCUGCUGCCUCCUCUUCAGCUUCCUCCGACUGCUCAGCCUCAACGAGCGAAAUGCCGUCAAGGCCCAGGGCUGGCCGGAGAUUUCCCAUUGGGCCGUCAGUGAAUUCUGCACGAUUGAAGACGGUUGCCUGACGAACGUCAGGCUGUCUAUUGCUAACAUCAUUCAGUGCUGCAUGAAAACAGCCGAUGCUCUGUGCGAUGAUGAUGAGGACGAGGACGAGGACGAGGACGAUGAUGAGGAGGAAGAGGAGGAUCGCAAGAAGAAAGAAAAAAAGCGGAAGCGAAAGGCGGAAUCGAAACGAGACGGAAACCAGGCUAUGGGGGUGAUAGUGAAACAAGAGACGAUGGGGGAGGAUAGUCACAGGACUUUGGAUGUGACGACCUCGCUCCUCACACAGCGAUAUUUGGUGGGAGGAGGCCGGCUUCUCCUCCUGCAAGCCUACUGGAGGGCGUCAUGCCUCCAUGCUGAAUCGACGAGCAGCAGGAGAGGAGGAGGAGAGGCAGGAGGGGAAGGAUGGGGGCGAGGGAAGCUGGCGGACGACGCGCGCGAUCCGAUGGAGGUUGACGAAGGAAGCAGAGCCGUGCAAGAACACAAGGGGACUGAGGAACAAGCUGGACCAGCACCAGCGGGGGGGGCAGGAGGAGGGGCAGGAGGAGGAGGAGGACGAAGCGAAGGAGAUCCGUUGUCGCUGCAAGAGCUCGCGUCCGCGCGCGCUUUCUUCUUCGAUCAGCUUGUGGACAAACAUUUCGGGUCGUUUGCUCUGCGGAUGAGUGGCAGGAGAAAAGGACGGAGCCAGAAUGCCUUCCUCCGGUCCAUCGUGAAGUAUAGUCGCUCCCUCUCCGGCAAAGGAGGAGGAGGAGGAGACGCUGCAAAGGACCGUGCUCGCUCCCUUACCCUUCUCUUCGCCGUGCGUAGCCUCCUCCUCUUGCUCUCCUCCUCCUCGCCGGCUGUGAGCGAGUGCCAGCUGCUGCAAGAGCUCCAGCAGUGGGUAGAGGACGCGAAGGAGCGGCUCGGGGCCUCUUGCGCUGAGUCGGUCGAGACCGUGCUCGAUGCCUUCCAGGCAUGCGGAAUGAAACGACGGGAAGGGAGGGGGCAAGGAGCAGAAUGA
Guillardia theta CCMP2712 is the source of this 2193-nucleotide messenger RNA. RefSeq lists its product as hypothetical. NCBI's taxonomy places the organism in Eukaryota, Cryptophyceae, Pyrenomonadales, Geminigeraceae. The record is from RefSeq and is a predicted model, not a curated record. Bases 1 to 2193 code for a protein of 730 amino acids. The transcript has 5 exons.